AGCGCCUCCUGCUUUUAACCGGGCAAGGCACCCUUUCUAAGCUCUCGAAGCCUGAAAUCGUCCUCUCUCUUCCUCUCUCAAAUCUCAUCACCGAAACCCUUUCUCUCUAGCCAUGCCUAUAUAACUCUCAUCCCCGUCUCGCUGAAAGGUCUCCUAUUUCCUCCGAUCAUUCGAAAUCGAAUUAGAAUCGAGGUCUGACCGUUCGGCCGACGGAUUAUCGCGAGGGGGGGGAGGGGUAAUGGAGAGGUGACGAAUAAAGAAUCAAUGAGAGUUUGAAGAUGCCGGGAUUAGCAGCGCAGAGAAUUGAUCACCAGUUCAUCGAUGGUGCCUCGGCCUUUUACUCCUUGUCUUGUUCGAAUGGAUCAGUUUCGGCCAAUGGGUUCUGGUCGAAGAAUCGCGACGAUGUUAGCUACAAUCAGCUCCAGAAGUUUUGGAAUGAGCUCUCACCGCAAUCACGACAGGAGCUCCUGAGGAUUGACAAACAAACCCUCUUUGAGCAAGCUCGUAAGAACAUGUACUGUUCUAGAUGCAAUGGGUUGCUGCUCGAAGGUUUUUUGCAGAUUGUUAUGUAUGGGAAGUCCUUGCAGCAGGAGGGAUCAGAUGGGCAUCUGUCUUACAACAGGAAAGGAGCCUUCAAAAUUCAAAAUAAUCCUGAUUUGGGUGUUUCUAUGGCAUGUGAAGAUGAAGUUCAAGAUCCAUCAGUUCACCCUUGGGGAGGUCUGACCACAACUAGAGAUGGAACACUGACCCUUUUGGACUGUUAUCUAUAUUCGAAGUCUUUACAGGGACUUCAAGUUGUCUUUGACAGUGCACGUGCAAGGGAGCGUGAGCGAGAAUUGCUUUAUCCUGAUGCCUGUGGUGGAGGAGGUCGAGGUUGGAUAAGUCAUGGAAUGGCUGGUUAUGGCAGAGGGCAUGGCACAAGGGAAACAUGUGCCCUGCACACUGCCAGACUUUCUGUUGAUACAUUGGUAGAUUUUUGGUCAGCACUUGGAGAAGAAACCAGGCUAUCUCUUCUAAGGAUGAAGGAAGAGGAUUUUAUAGAAAGGCUCAUGUACAGGUUUGAUAGCAAGAGGUUUUGUAGAGAUUGCAGAAGGAAUGUUAUCCGGGAGUUCAAGGAGCUAAAAGAGCUAAAGCGCAUGCGGAGGGAACCUCACUGCACCAGUUGGUUUUGUGUAGCAGAUACUGCUUUCCAAUAUGAGUUCUUUAAUUGUCAGGUUUCUCAUGACACAGUCCAAGCUGAUUGGCACCAAACCUUUGUAGACAAUGUUGGAAUGUACCAUCACUUUGAAUGGGCUAUUGGAACUGGAGAAGGAAAAUCUGAUAUUUUGGAAUUUGAAAAUGUUGGCAUGAGUGGAAGGGUUCAAGCGAGUGGUCUAGAUCUUGGUGGCUUGAAUGCUUGCUACAUAACUCUAAGAGCUUGGAAAAUUGAUGGCCGCUGCAGUGAACUUUCUGUGAAAGCUCAUGCUUUAAAGGGUCAACAAUGCGUACAUGGAAGACUUAUAGUUGGUGAUGGUUUUGUCACUAUUACUAGAGGGCAAAGUAUCAGAAGGUUCUUUGAGCAUGCUGAAGAGACUGAGGAAGAAGAGGAUGAUGAUUCCAUGGACAAGGACGGGAAUGAGCUGGAUGGAGAAUGCUCCCGUCCCCAGAAACAUGCGAAGAGUCCUGAACUUGCUCGAGAAUUUCUUUUAGAUGCUGCAACUGUUAUUUUCAAGGAGCAGGUUGAAAAGGCAUUCAGAGAAGGAACUGCACGUCAAAAUGCUCACAGCAUUUUUGUUUGUCUUGCACUAAAGCUGCUGGAAGAACGUGUCCAUGUUGCAUGCAAAGAAAUUAUUACAUUGGAAAAGCAGAUGAAACUUCUUGAAGAAGAAGAGAAGGAAAAGCGUGAAGAAGAAGAACGCAAGGAGAGAAGAAGAAUGAAGGAACGAGAGAAAAAGCUCCGAAGAAAGGAGAGAUUGAGGGGCAAGGAAAAAGACAGGGAGAAGAAAUCUUCAGAAUUGAACCCCAGUCCUGUUGUUCCGGAUGUGCUGGAGGAGGUGUCACUGACUGUGGAUGAACAUCCAAAUACAGUUAAAAACGGGGACUCUAUAUGUGAAGCAGGUGAUAGCCCACAUAGUCCUCUAUCUCUGGAUGCUCAAGAUGAACAGCCAUGUGAUGAAUCCGUCCCUUCAAACAUGGAAAACCACUCGGAUGACAUCUCUGAUGAGAAAUUUCCUGAUGCGAAAGAUGUGAACAGUUCAUUUGGAAUUGAUCACUCAAAAGUAUCUCAUCGGAAACUGAAAUUCCUCAAAGAUUUUCAAUUGGAUCAGACCCUGAAAUGCUCUGAUGGACAGCGGUUCACAGUUCUUCCAGAAAGCAGAGGUGGGUUUGGUAAAGCUGGGCCUAGACAUCGUGGUGAUAAUUUUGACACUUUCUCGAAAAGCAUCAAUGGAUUGAAUAAACAGAUGAGAAGUAAUUCUACAAAACCAAACACUAGAAACAGUGUUUCCAAAUUUGGUGAGAGGUUUCACUGCCUCAAUAACCGGAUGGGUAGCAGAAGUGAUUCCUCCCAUGCUUGCAGCUGUAGCCAACACAAUGAUUACAGAGCAAAGUUGGAAACACAUCCUGCUAUGACCAGAGUAGGGCGGGAGACCAAAGCUGUGAACAAAUCAGAAUCUGUGUCAGAUAUUUCAAAGUCAUAUCUGCGCUGUAACAAGUAUAGUCUAGGGGAAUAUGUGAAUGGGAAUUUUGGGAGACCCAAAAGCAAGGUUAUUACAGGGCAUCAUGUUUUAACCAGAGAUCUGCAUAACACGAAGAAGGUUUGGGAACCCAUGGAAUCGCAGAGGAAGUAUCCAAGGAGCAGCUCAGACACUGAUUUUACAUUACAGUCGUCUACUUUCAAGGUUGAAGAUAAUGAACCUAAUAACCUAAAGUCAUCGGGUACCCUCUGCUCUGAUGAAGUCGCUGAACAAUUUGAUGAAAAUAGUCAUACAGAGAAUCAUUUGAAGGAACCAAGGGGCUCUAUUCCUGAAAUGGGCAGAAACUGCCAGAACUUUCAAGGAGAGCAGAAUCCUUCUCACUUUUCAACAGAAGCUGUUGAACCAUGUCCUGUUACAACCUCUCCUUUAAGUGAAACUAUACAUCCAUCUAUGAGCGUCACUUCCAAUUCCGACAACUGUUCAUCGUGCCUUAGUGAGGGAGACAGCAAUAUGUCUUCUUCGAACUCCCCAAAUCCAGAAUCCUUGUCUUCAUCAGAUUCGGAGGAUGUGAGCCAACAGUCAGAAGGAAGAGACAAUUCAGCAAGCAGUCAAAACAAGUUUCCUGAAUGUCAUGAGGCUGGAAUGCGGAGAAAACAGAUUGCAGAAGAAAGGGAGGCUUUUGGAAACAGGACAUCGUCUGAGUAUAUACCAAUUGGUGCAAAAAGUGACCAUCCUAUAAGUUUACCAACAAAAACAGCAGCUGAAAAUAUUGAGGAUGGAAGAAUAAAUGUCAAUGUGGGCUCUCAAUAUCAAGGCACACUUCCACCAGUGCACAACCAGAGCAUACCUUUUCCAAUGUUUCAAGCUACUUCUGCAAUGGGUUACUAUCAGCAGAGUCCAGUUUCUUGGCCAGCAGCUCCUGCUAAUGGGCUGAUACCUUUCCCGCACCCUAACCACUAUGUGUUUGCUAGCAGUCCCUAUGGAUAUGGUUUAAAUGGGAAUUCACACUUCAUGCAGUAUGGUCCCCUGCAGCAUCUUACUCCUCCCCUACUCAACCCAGGUCAAGUGCCUGUUUACCGGCCAGUGAAAGCCAAUGGAAUGAACUCAAAGGAUCAAACCGGUAUUCCUAAGCCAUGUGGGGUGCAUGAGGCAUUUGGUGAACCUAAUGUGGAGAGGGCUGCUCCAGCAGGACAACAUCGAAUAAACUCACUUCCAAGCGGAGAUUGCAGAACAAAUGGGAACCCUGACACGUCUCACAAAGGAAAAUCGGGAUUUUCCCUCUUCCAUUUUGGUGGUCCUGUGGCUCUCUCAACAGAACACCUAUCCGAUCCUGUGCCUUCUAAAGAUGGUGGUGAUGUCGGGGAUCUUUCUUCGAACUCGUUGGCAGAUAAUUUUGAGGAUGAUGAGGGUGCUCAAGCUUGCAAUAAGAAAGAUACCAUUGAAGAGUACAACUUGUUUGCUGCAAGUAAUGGAAUAAGAUUUUCAUUUUUUUCUGAUAUGUGAUUUGAGCAAGGUUUGUGGUUGGCUGUUUGAGUUUUCAGUCUCUUUCUUCCUCUACAGUAAUAGAAGUUUGAUUACUCUGUAAUUUCGAACGCAAUAAUCUUCCUCUGAGAAAAUUUUCAGCAUAUUUUAUGGCUUA
This is a messenger RNA of Diospyros lotus (date-plum), 4314 nucleotides long. RefSeq lists its product as uncharacterized. Bases 279 to 4178 code for a protein of 1299 amino acids. The record is from RefSeq and is a predicted model, not a curated record. Lineage: Eukaryota; Viridiplantae; Streptophyta; Magnoliopsida; Ericales; Ebenaceae. The transcript has 9 exons.